Lactuca sativa (garden lettuce) is the source of this 1395-nucleotide messenger RNA. The record is from RefSeq and is a predicted model, not a curated record. NCBI's taxonomy places the organism in Eukaryota, Viridiplantae, Streptophyta, Magnoliopsida, Asterales, Asteraceae.
AUGGUGUUUGGUGUUCCUCUUUCUCUUUUUGAGCACAUUAAGUUGUGCAAAUAUGCUAAAGAGAUAUGGGAUACACUUCAAGACUUUUUCGAAGGGUCAGAGAACAUGAAGGAUAUGCUUUUGACCUCGACGGUAAAUGGAUUUGACACCUUCACUACAACUCCUGGUGAAUCUGUUACUUCUGCAUCAAACCGGACUUUCAUGACCAGAAGAUCAAACACCCCGUUGGUACCCCCGUUUGAAGAUCCCGAAUCCGCAUUGAAAAGGAACAAAGGAAAGGACGUGGAGAGCUCGAGUACACCAAAGAAGUCACCUUUGUCCAAUUUGAAGACUGUUUCUGGGAAAAAUAAGAGCAGCAAAUCAGGAGCAUCCAGCGCCUCUUUAGUAAUCUACGAACCGGUUAAGGAAGAUAUUGAGUAUGAGACCGAGGAAGAAGAGGAGCCUACAUACGAGCACGAAUCCGAUUCCGAGGAAGAAAGGAAGAUGGAAGAAGUGAAGAAGGUAGUACUCAAUGAAAACUGCUCAGCUGCUAUGCUAAAUAAGCUACCAAAGAAGAAGGGGGACCCGGGGAGUUUGACUUUACCUUGCCAAUUUGGCAACUUGGCUACCAUUCAUGCCUUAGCCGAUUCGGGAGCAAGUGUGAACCUAAUGCCAUAUUCAUUCUUUAAGAAGCUAGAUCUCCUAGAACCAAGGCCAAUUCACAUGGAAAUUUACUUGGCAAACAAGACAAUCACCUUCCCAAGAGGCAUAUGCGAAGACAUGCUAGUCAAGGUGGACAAAUUCGUCUUUCCCACUGAUUUUAUCAUUCUAGACAUGGAGGCGGAUCCACAAGUGCCAAUCAUCCUUGGAAGGCCCUUCCUCAACACGGCAAAUGCUAUAGUAGACAUGAGGGACUCGAAGCUCACCUUGCGGGUAGGAGAAGAUUCAGUUACAUUUGGGGUAGACCAAGCUAUGAAGUAUGCAAGGAACAAUGACGACACGACAUUCUCAAUUGAUAUGCUUGACGAAUUAUUGGAGGAAUGCAUAAGUGAAGAUUCCAGCAAGUUCACAACUGAUUAUGAAGAAUUUGAUCCAGAAAAAGACUUAAUGGAAAUUGAAAGGCUGCUGGAAGAAGCUGAUUUUGAAGAAUUAUUAAAGCACACUGACAGCCCUACUCGCCGAGUAGGACCGAUCUACUCGCCGAGUUCUUCCUCAGAAAAGGCAGAAAUCGUGAAUACAGCCACAAACUCGCCGAGUACCUUACCUACACCCGGCGAGUCCAAUAGUCAGAACCAAAAAUCUGAGCUCAAAACUUUACCAGAACAUUUGGAGUAUGCUUUCAUUGAAAAAGGCAACCAAAAGCCUGUAAUCAUAGCCUCUGACCUGUCCAAUUCUGAAAAAGAAGAGCUAGUAUAA